This is a messenger RNA of Cynoglossus semilaevis (tongue sole), 2394 nucleotides long. RefSeq names its product C-C chemokine receptor type 2. Gene Ontology annotation, cellular component: external side of plasma membrane; membrane. The transcript is spliced from 4 exons. Bases 379 to 1407 code for a protein of 342 amino acids. Gene Ontology annotation, molecular function: C-C chemokine binding; C-C chemokine receptor activity. NCBI's taxonomy places the organism in Eukaryota, Metazoa, Chordata, Actinopteri, Pleuronectiformes, Cynoglossidae. The record is from RefSeq and is a predicted model, not a curated record. Gene Ontology annotation, biological process: cell chemotaxis; calcium-mediated signaling; G protein-coupled receptor signaling pathway.
AGUUAAAGUUGUUCGUUUCUGAUGAAUUGAAUGAAAGUUUCAGAAGUCAACAACACUGGAGAAGUCCAUCUGCAUUGACAGCAGAAGUAAGAAAAUGUAAGUGAGUGGAAAAAAUGUGCCUCAUUAGAAUACAUUUCCCUCCACUCUUUUUUUUCACGCGGCAAGACAAAACAUAAAGGGACAUUUCUGAGAAACCACAUUGACACCUCUGUGCAGCUUUACGGUGAUGCAGAGGAAAUUACAAAAAAUCUUGAACUUCACCUUUACCAGAAACUGGCUCCUAAGCAGGAUUUUGCACAAGAAGCAUGUGAUACAACUGGAUUGGGUUGAUGUGCUGCACAGGAAGCUAUCAGUUCACGAGCAGUGACUGAGGUAAAGAUGCAGAACUUGUCUGAUCUGGAGAUGUACGCCAGCUAUGAAUACAACGACACCUGUGAGCAGGAUUCUACCGAGGAGGUUCUCAUUGGAUCUGUGGUUCUCCCAGCCGUUUACUAUGUGUUGUUCUGUUUUGGAGUUUUAGGCAACAUCACAGUUCUCUGGGUUCUCUUGAGACACAUAAAACUAAAAUCAAUGACGGACGUGGGCCUCCUUAAUCUGGCCCUGUCGGACCUCAUCCUGGCCGUAUCCCUGCCUAUGUGGGCCAGCCAUUCUCAGAACAUUGUGUCGUGCAAAUUGUUGACAGGCAUUUAUCAGUUGGGGUUCUACAGUGGCACUUUGUUUGUGACGCUGAUGAGUGUUGACCGCUACCUGGCCAUCGUUCACGCUGUGGCUGCCAUGCGAGCCAGGACGCUUUGCUACGGCAUCAUAGCCACUGUUGCCAUCUGGGUCGCCAGCAGCGCCAUGGCUGCCCCUCAGGUCGUAUUCGCCUCGGUGGUGAUGGAUGAGGAGGACGGGGAGACAUUUCAGUGCCAACCCUGGUAUCCAGAUGAAAAUGUGGACUUUUGGAAAAAGCUGCGAAACUUCAGUGAGAACACAGUCGGGCUUUUCGUAUGUCUCCCAAUUAUGGUAUUCUGCUAUGUUAAAAUCCUCUUAGUGCUCUCCAAGUCCAGAAAUUCCAAAAAGAGCAAGGCUGUGAAGUUGAUCUUUACCAUUGUGUGCGUGUUUGUGGUUUGCUGGGUCCCCUACAAUGUGGUAGUCUUCCUCCAAACACUGCAGAUGUAUGAGUUGCUUAACGAUUGCAAGGCCUUGAAGGCCAUAACCUCUGCCAUCGGCUUCACUGAGAUCAUCGCACUCUCUCACUGCUGCCUAAACCCUAUCAUAUACGCAUUUGUAGGAGAGAAGUUUAGGAAGUCGAUGGAUAAGGCACUGAGUACAUACCUCGGCCGCAGAUAUUGGGGUAUACGCCACAGAGACAGAGACACCACGGAAGGAGAGACAUCCAACACUCCUGUCAAAUCAGAAUAUUGAAACGUUUUAGACACACACACAACACAAAUGCGGUCUUGUUACAGUAGGUGAAUGUGAGACUACAACGACAGACUGUGGUCUGUAACUAUAAGAUCUUUCUAAUUCGUCUUGUUCCAGUGGAAGGAAGGCCUCUCCUGAUUAAUGCAGCAGUUAAUCUCUUGGCCAAUCAGCAGCCACUUAUCAGCCAGACCAAGUCAGGUAAUGCAUUUAAAUGUGUGGCAUUUAAACUGAGGGUUAAUUCACUAAGGAAACUUGUUUUACCAACAGUUCCUAAAUGUGUCUUCUACUGAGAUGUACAGAGUGGUUUAGACUGUAGCUCUCUGUCAAGACUGCGUUCACACAGUCAAGAUUUAAAGAAGUGAAACAGAUAGACGUCAGUUAUUCCUGACAGACCCCAGACUGCAGACCACAAUCAUACAACAACUGUAUUUAUACAUGGUGUAAUACAGUAUCACAAAUGCAUAUCAAAUGCAUAAUGCAUAUGUCUCCAGGUUUUGUUAGGCUAAACAACACAAGGACACUGUUACAAUCUUGGAAAUAUCCAGAUAGCAGGCUGUACGUUACCAAUUUAUCCUUAAAACAAUGUUGUAGUUGUAAAAAAAUUACUAUAAUGUAAAGCUGUUAGAUCACUGUGAGACUUUGUAAAUAUAUGAACAUAUAUCAGGUAGUCAACAAAUAAAUAGAAAGGCAAAAAAGCGUAUGAUUCUUAGAAUAAAGUAAUAAGUUGUAUUUUUUAAGUAAAACAUUUACAAAUUACAUAAAUCAUAUCUAAAAUGUUUAAGUAGUGAAUUGUUUAGUGUCUGAUAUGAAUACAGCCUUUUAUGUUGUCUUUAUUUGUUUGACACUGACUUGGAUUAUUCUGCACUUUUUAAAAAAAAAUGGAUAAAGUUAGUGGAAGUUUUAUUUUUUUAUUUGAGAGUUCAAAGAAUUUUAAUUAUUAAACAAUAUUCUUCAUCCUUGAUGUAUAUUCCCAUUAAAAUUAUCUCU